Messenger RNA from Corapipo altera (White-ruffed manakin), 1484 nucleotides. RefSeq lists its product as uncharacterized. The transcript has 2 exons. The record is from RefSeq and is a predicted model, not a curated record. Lineage: Eukaryota; Metazoa; Chordata; Aves; Passeriformes; Pipridae. The coding region runs from base 19 to 1146 and encodes 375 amino acids.
GAUACCGGGAGCACUGGAAUGGGUGGCAUGGAGAGCACCGGGAAUGGCCGGCAGGAAGAGCAGUGGGGAUGUCUGGCUGCCACAGGGAGCACCGGGAAUGGCCGGCACCGAGAGCACGGAGGAUGGACGGCACUGGAGAUGGCUGGCACUGAGAAUGGCCAGCACUGGGAGCACCAGGAACAGCUGGCACUGAAAAUGGCCGGCACUGGGAACACCGGGAAUGGCCGGCUGGUACGGGAAGCACCGCCGGGCGCUGGGAGCCGGCGGGCCGGGCUCGCCCAGCCGUGGGCAUCAUUCCAAGGGCAUUUGUCCGGCGCCGGGGCUGGAGCCCCCGCCGGAGCAGGGCUGAGCUCGCCAGGGCAGGAGGAGGCUGUGCCAUGGAUUUUCCUCCUCUGCUCUGCACCGUGUCCCCCCAAUGCCUUGGGGGUCCAAGAGUCCCCCCAGGGGGGCCACAUCCAUCGUGGUGCUCCCCAUGGUCCCCCCUUUGCCCCCCGACAUUCCGGGGUUGGGCUUGGGGAUUUUUCCCUUUUCCUUUGCAUUAAUAAGCAAAACCCCCCAAAACCCCCUGAUCCGAGGUUGGCCCUGACCCCAGGGGUGGCAGGUCCCCAGGGAGGGGUCCCCCCGCAGCCCCGGGGUCUGACCCCUCCUCGCCUUAAAUCUGGGGCUGUCCCACCUGGGGGGGUCCCCUGCCUGUCCCACAGAGCCCCCCCCUAUUCCCCAGGGGGUUGGUGGUCCCGGGGGAUGCCGGUGGUGGGCUCAGACCCAGCCGCAGCCCCCCAUUCCGAGUGGAUCCCGGCCCUUCCCGAGGGCUCCGUCCCUGUACAUACAGCGCUAUACUGUGAGCGGUUUUUUUUAUGUAUUGUUGAGAAUGGAUUUUAUGGAAGGGUUUAUCUUAUUUUUAUUUUAUUUUUAUUUUUUAGACUAGGAAGCUGGAAUCUCGCAAUAAGCUCAUCUCGACCAUCCAAAAAAAAAAAACAAACAAACAAACAGAUAAAAAAAAAAAACCACCAAAAAAAAAAAACAAAAAAAAGAAAAACCCACAAUAAAAAAAUCGCAUUCCCUGCUGUCCCUGUCCCUGUCCCCGUGUGUCCAGACCAGGUCGUGGUUCCUGAAGGUGACAAAAGCAUUGUGUUUAUGGGGGGAUGAGGGGGGUACCCACUGGGCUCCGACACGGAGCCAACAGCACCCGCCUGGCCUUCGGUCUGUGUUUUAUAUAUAUAUAGAUUAUAUAUAUAAAUAUCUAUAUUGUGUACAGCGACUGUGGGAGAGUGGAAGGACGGAGGCGGUGGCGGGGGCAGGGCUGGGGGUCCCCCAGAGCAGCCCCCCCUCCUCAGCAAUGUCCCUCCGUGCUGGUCCCCGUUGUGCCUCGCUCCGUCCUUCGACAUUCCGCUUUCGUCCUCGACGUCGUGCUGAUGGUAACCGGAUCUAUCACCCCCCCCCAUUUGGAUUCUGUAUUUUUUUAUAAUAAAAUGCAAAUAAAUGUC